AUGUACGUGCGCAUUCACGAAACGUACUCUGGACCCCCCCCUCCUCUCCUCACUCUUCCCCCAGCCCACCUCUUUCUUUUCGCUUCGUCAGCCGCAAUGUCGUUGAGGGGGUCGUGCGUGCGUCUCCAACAGACCGCGCUGGAGGUUUCGACGCUUCACCGACUGCUGCGGCACUGCGCCCGUCACCCUGAGCGCUUCGAGUUGGCGGAAAUGUACAGGCUUGGCAUCCUUCUGAAAGAUUCAAACGACGCACUGGCGUUGAGCUCAAACACGGAGCUCUUGAGGAGCUUGGCGAGCCGGUACGCGCAGAUCCGCGAAAAUGCAUCGCCUUUUCAAAAAUCCUUGUUGGACGCGGUACUGCCUCGCUCGCAGUCUGUGCCGACGGCGGGGAGCAGUGCGACAGGGGCUGGUACAGCGGAGGCGCAGCUAACCACGGAAUCGCCGAGUACGGCAGACAGUGCCCUGCCGGUGACGGCGCAUGAGUACUUCAAGUCGAUCAUGGAACUGGCGAAGGACGCGGAGGCGGAGCACUACCGUGCCGUUGCCCGCGAGGCGCGUGCAUCAUCGCGCGGGCCGCAGCACGACGUGAGCGUGGACGUGCGAGAAGGCGAGUCUCCCAGACGAGGCGCAACCGCAGCGCGUGCACCGUCUCGUAGCGAUGACACGAGCGCAGCGGGCCUCGGCGAAGCGCUCGGAAGUAGCCGCACAGAAGUGUUGGAAGCUCAUCUCACCGCCCUUGAGCCGAACCUUCGCCAACUCUCGCCGGCAGAGACGUGCCACCUCAUCAAAACACUUGCAAAGUUCAACUACACAAACUACGAGCACGCUGUGCUUUUGACGCGUCGCGGAUGUGAAAUCUCUGGGCAACUAAAGCGCCGUGAGCUAUGCCAGCUCUUCUUCAACCUGCAUAAGCUGCACACGCGGGACUCCUUAGUCGCCAUCGUGAACCAUCUUCUCGAGCACACAACGGAGAUGACGGCCGACGACGUGUUUUUGCUGUGUCAGGCGCUCGAACGGCAGGAGAACACGUCGUCGGCGUCGCAGCGCCUCUUGGUAUCGUUGGUGGCGCAGGCCAUCAAGAAACUGCCCGAUGCCCCCUCUGCAGCAUACCAUCGUGCCCUCCUGGUCUCCAUGGCGCGCUACAAUGUGGUUCACCGUGUUACUUUGCAAGUGGUGCUCCGGGACUGGGUGGAGCGCUGGAAGGCGACCACCUCAGAGCGGGAUUUGCUGAAAAUGUUCGAGGCCGCCGCGUCGCUCACGUCGGCCGCGAAGUUGGAGGGAUUGCAGCAGCUGGUGGAGCGUCUCACGGAACUGGCGCCGACGAUGGAUAUGUGCCUGAUGGAUCGUGUCAUGGAUCUUCUAUCCAUGGUACCAAUGGACAUGAGUACCAAGUGCAUGAUGUCGAUCUUGGCGAGGCUCGUUGACGAGGCAGGUCACUUGAGCGUUCGACAAGUCGUCUUCAUCCUGCAGCUGCUCUCCACCUACCCGCCAGCCAAGGGACACACGGCGGUGGUGUCGAUGGCUUACGCGGCGUCCGUUCGUGCCUCUUCCAUGGACACCGAGUCACUUGAGAGUGUCGUCAUAUCGCUCGCCAUGCUGCAGCUCUACACGGAUGACUUCUUCACCAUUGCUCACGUGCUGCAGGCGCAGAAGGGUGGCAUGCGCAGCUUUGCGGCUGUACAGGAGCUGCUGCGGCACUGCACAUCGGAGAUGGCCGCAACCAAGCGUGGUCUCGGUAUGCUGGCCAACGUCAUCUUUACUGUGGCACCGAUGCUGAGUGAUGAAGAGCUUGCCUCGUGUCGCCGCGCGCUGGUCAACUUGGGGGUGCAGGACCGCAACGUUUUGCAGGGCAUCUUUGCAAAGGCUAAGAAGCUUCACCGCGCUCAGUCCACCGGCCACGCACGCAAGAAGCGCCUUGGCAGCUAUGAUCCAAUGGCAGACCUGCUCUGA
Leishmania major strain Friedlin is the source of this 1950-nucleotide messenger RNA. RefSeq lists its product as hypothetical. The record is from RefSeq and is a predicted model, not a curated record. The transcript has a single exon. Lineage: Eukaryota; Euglenozoa; Kinetoplastea; Trypanosomatida; Trypanosomatidae. Bases 1 to 1950 code for a protein of 649 amino acids.